Molecule: messenger RNA, 1385 nt
Organism: Felis catus (domestic cat)
Lineage: Eukaryota; Metazoa; Chordata; Mammalia; Carnivora; Felidae
Gene: CLDN7
Product: claudin 7
Exons: 4
Coding region: 529-1164 (211 amino acids)
Biological process (GO): bicellular tight junction assembly; cell adhesion
Cellular component (GO): bicellular tight junction; plasma membrane
Molecular function (GO): structural molecule activity
Source: RefSeq, a predicted model, not a curated record
CCGCCCUCUGGUCCCGCCUCCCCCCCGCGCUCCCGGUGCCCGCGGGGGCGCGCCCCUGACGCCCUACAUAUACUCAGGUGCGCCGCACCUGUCCGCCAGCACCUGCCCGCUCACCGCCGAGCCACCGGGCACUGCAGCCUCAGGCCGACAGCCCAGGGCACUUUGGGGGCUUCCAGUACCCAGGACCGCGCACACACCGCCCCUCCGCCUUCCGUCUGGGUAGGGUCGCGGAGAACGCCGGAGGGGACCGCCUGGCCUUCGGGGGAUCGCUUUUUCGACCACCAGUCCCCGGGCGUGGCCUGAUCCUUCUGUGAGACCCUUGCCCCGCCGGAAGGAUCGAUUUGUGUGUGUGUGUGGUUUUUUUUGUUUUUUGGUGUUUUUCUCGAGUGACAAAAAGAUCUGCAGUCACUUGACCCCAACCUUCUCUUCGGGUGACUCGUCUCUUUCUGUGGGGCUGCCCCCCCGAGGUGGGUUUGCUGUACCGCAGGGUCGCCCGCCCGGCGUCCCCAGGCUCUUCCGAGGGCGAAGAUGGCCAAUUCGGGCCUGCAGCUGCUGGGCUUUGCCUUGGCCCUGCUGGGCUGGGUGGGCCUGGUGGCGGCCACCGCCAUCCCGCAGUGGCAGAUGAGCUCGUACGCGGGCGACAACAUCAUCACGGCCCAGGCCAUGUACAAGGGGCUGUGGAUGGACUGCGUCACGCAGAGCACCGGCAUGAUGAGCUGCAAGAUGUACGACUCGGUGCUCGCCCUGCCGGCGGCCAUCCAGGCCACCCGAGCCCUCAUGGUGGUGUCCCUGGUGCUGGGCUUCCUGGCCAUGUUCGUGGCCACGAUGGGCAUGAAGUGUACAAGCUGCGGGGGAGACGACAAAGUGAAGAAGGCCCGGAUAGCCAUGACCGGAGGCAUCGUUUUCAUCGUGGCAGGUCUUGCUGCCUUGGUAGCUUGUUCCUGGUACGGCCACCAGAUCGUCACAGACUUUUAUAACCCGUUGGUCCCCAUGAAUCUGAAGUACGAGUUCGGUCCUGCCAUCUUCAUUGGCUGGGCGGGGUCGGCUCUGGUCAUCCUGGGAGGCGCCCUGCUCUCUUGCUCCUGUCCCGGGAGUGACAGCAAAGCUGGGUACCGCGCACCCCGCUCCUACCCCAAGCCCAACUCUGCCAAGGAGUAUGUGUGAGCCGGGGGCCCCCUGGCCCGGCCUGGCAGCCUGUGGUGUGCCCGGGGACCUGAACCGGCCUGGGGCAGAGCUCGGCCCGUGGGCGGGGUGCGGAGACAGACAAGCCCCGCCACCCCGCUCGCUCGCGCACCUUGUACAGUUCCCCCGAGGGGGUUGGGUGAGGGACGCAAAAAGAGGAGGGUGUGCUUUUUGUACAGGAAUAAAACCGUAUGUUUUGGAAA